ACCCCCCAGGGACACAAUGGGCCCUUUUUUAUUAAAAAGAAGAAACACUUUUUUCAUAAACCAUGCCUUUUGGAUUAAAAGUACCUUCCAAGAACACACUAAUUUUCAGUGGUGUUGCAGGUGGCAUUGCAGGUCUUGUCUACUCUAGUAAUAAAUAUGCCCAAGAUGCCAGAACAAGACUUUCUCAACGAGUUUCUUUUCUCGCUGACAGACCUUGUGGUGUCCAUGAAAUGCCUCGUAAAGUCACAGUAUAUAUUACUGCACCACCUGGUGAUGGACUUGAAAAGAGUCGAACUUGGUUUCGUGAAUAUGUCAAGCCUAUUCUUGUUGCAGGUGCUGUCGAUUACGAAAUUAAAGAAGCUAAAUCACCUGGCCAAAUCGAAACUUCUGUCAUGGAAGAAAUCGUUCAACGUCGUCGUGAAGCCGCUGAAGCUAGUAAUGCAGAAUCAACCGACCACGAACCAUUAGAAAACAAGUCCAACACAGGAUUUACAACACCUGUGGAUAACAUGAACAACAAGAAGAAAAGUGAAGUGGUAUCCGAUGAUAUUUUAGCGGCUGGUAGAAAUGCGUGUCGUGAAGUGCUUAGCGCAUUAGGCAAGGGAUGAGAUUUUAUUCUUGCUGUGUUUGUAGAGGUGCGUCUUCUAGAAGUGUAAGGACAUGGAGAAGACAAAGUAUGAGAUAUUUUUUAUCGCAGAGGAAUCCCCGGAAAUGUUAAAAGUCACAUCAUUCAAGAAUUUGACAGUUUUUUCGCUUCUGCUUGACUUUUUACAUAUCAUGGAUAUCCUCCGAAUGAACAUCAUUAGAUGGCUCAGUGCGUUUUUAAUUACAAAUGUAUCUAGAAGCAGGAAAAUACGCUGGUGAUGCUGUAUUGAACCAAAUCGACAUUUUUAAGAACGGGAUGCGGAUUUGUAGCAAGAGGAAAAAAGUAUUGUAUUAGACAUAAUAUAGCCGAAGUAUUGAGGAAAGAGAUAUGCUAAUUCAAUUAGAUACAAGUAUUUUUGGUAAGUUAAUGUAUGUG
Molecule: messenger RNA, 1021 nt
Organism: Mucor mucedo
Lineage: Eukaryota; Fungi; Mucoromycota; Mucoromycetes; Mucorales; Mucoraceae
Product: mitochondrial import inner membrane translocase subunit Tim54
Exons: 3
Coding region: 63-608 (181 amino acids)
Source: RefSeq, a predicted model, not a curated record